Ictidomys tridecemlineatus (thirteen-lined ground squirrel) is the source of this 5010-nucleotide messenger RNA. The record is from RefSeq and is a predicted model, not a curated record. NCBI's taxonomy places the organism in Eukaryota, Metazoa, Chordata, Mammalia, Rodentia, Sciuridae.
GGAGCCUUUCGGGGCCGGGAGCCAUGAAACGCGUCCUGAGCCCGCGUCCCCGAGGGCGGGAGAGUAGGCAAAGCGCGAGGCGCGGGUCGGUGAGGACGUCAGAGGGUCUCCCACCGUUGGGGCAGACCUGGCACUCCGGAUGGCUUCUUGGAGGAGGCGGCCUCGAACCUGGCCUUGGAAAAAGGGACUCUUCAGACUUGUCAAAGAGGCGCCUGGGGGGAGAGCCUCGGGGUGUCCCGGAGGAGGGCCCCCAGGAUGGCUGCUCCUGACAGGCGUGGAAACCCAGGCAAGGUUUGGUGGCCAGAGCAGCCUUAUUUUCCGAGCCCCCCAGGGGAGGGCGUGUAUUUAGAGGGAUUGAUUGGCAGGAGGGCGUGGGAAGCCGCCUGGGAGACUGCACCCCGACUCUGCGAAGGUGGGUCUUCUCGCGUCAGCACCCAAGGGAGUCAGGGUUAAGUCAGGUGGGAACUUCGGGAGCAGGGAUCGCUGGGCGGUCACUGCGGAGGGGCUGGAGUUCACAUCACUGCUCAUUCUUCAUCAGUCCAAAAAUUAACCCGCCUCCCAUCCCUCGUCUGGACUCUGCGGUUGACCAGACUCCAGGUGAGGGAAGGUUUGGGAGUUUGGACCUGUAGGGAGGAGUAGGACUGUCGACCUUCCUAGGUGGCCACAGGUCAGGAGAGGGGGGGGGGCGUGCAGGCAGCUACAGUGUUGAUGCUUGAAGUAGGGAUUGGACAGCAUAGGCUGCCACAAGAGGAGGACCUGGCUUUGGGGCAGAGAGAAUUGAACCCCAACCCGGAGCAUAGACCUCCAAGGAGUCUGACUGGGGAGGUGAACAGUGGAGGAGUUCAGGUUUGCAAAAUUAUUAACCUCAGCGGAGCCUGACACCCCUUCCUCUGGGGCCCUGCUGGGAGCUCUGAGUCUCUGACCUGGUCAGAUCAAAGGGCCCAAGUGCAAGUCUACUGAAGACCUGUGUGUCCUGGGUUCUGCACACAGAUUACUUCCAACAUAAGUGCUUGGCCAAGUCGAGGUCCAAUGGUGCACCACGUCAGACCCAGAGCAGCAGAAGUGCAGCGACAUGAGCAAGGCCUUCCAGGAAGCAGGCAUCCAGCCCUCCCUCCUCUGCAUCCAGGGCAUCUCUGCUGACCACUGUGUCCAGCUCAUCACGGCCCAGGAGGCUGACGCCAUCACUCUGGAUGGAGGAGCCAUCUAUGAAGCGGGGAAGGAGUACGGCCUGAAGCCUGUGGUCGGCGAAGUGUAUGAUCAAGAGGUUGGGACCUCCUAUUAUGCUGUGGCUGUAGUCAGGAGGAACUUCAAUGUGACCAUAAACACCCUGAAAGGAGUGAAGUCCUGCCACACGGGCAUCAACCGGACAGUGGGCUGGAAUGUGCCUGUGGGCUACCUGGUGGAGAGCGGCCGCCUCUCAGUGAUGGGCUGCGACGUGCUCAAAGCCGUCAGUGACUAUUUUGGGGGCAGCUGCGUCCCAGGAGCAGGAGAAACCAGAUAUUCGGAAUCUCUCUGUCGCCUCUGCCGGGGUGACACCUCUGGGGAGGGUGUGUGUGACAAGAGCCCCCUGGAGAGAUACUAUGACUACAGCGGAGCCUUCCGGUGUGUGGCAGAAAAGGCAGGGGACGUGGCCUUCGUGAAGCACAGCACUGUGCUGGAGAACACCGAUGGGAAAACUCUGCCCUCCUGGGGCCAGACGAUGCUGUCGAAGGACUUUGAGCUGCUAUGCAGAGACGGCAGCCGAGCCGAUGUCACUGAAUGGAGGCGAUGCCACCUGGCUCGGGUGCCUGCACACGCUGUGGUUGUCCGGGCUGACAUGGACGGGGGCCUCAUCUUCAGGUUGCUCAAUGAAGGCCAGCGUCUGUUCAGCCAUGAGGGCAGCAGCUUCCAGAUGUUCAGCUCUGAGGCCUAUGGUCAGAAGAACCUGCUGUUCAAGGACUCUACCACGGAGCUCGUGCCCAUCGCCACGCAGACCUAUGAGGCAUGGCUGGGCCGCGAGUACCUGCAUGCCAUGAAGGGUCUGCUCUGUGAUCCCAACCGGAUGCCCCACUACCUGCGCUGGUGCGUGCUCUCCACACCCGAGAUCCAGAAGUGCGGUGACAUGGCGGUGGCCUUCAGCCGGCAGAGGCUCAAGCCUGAGAUCCAGUGUGUGUCGGCCCAGUCCCCCCAGCACUGCAUGGAGCAGAUCCAGGCUGGAAACAUUGAUGCUGUGACCUUGAGGGGCGAGGACAUUUACACAUCAGGGAAGGUGUAUGGCCUGGUCCCGGCGGCUGGGGAACUCUACUCUGAGGCAGACAGGAGCAGUUCAUACUUCGUGGUGGCUGUGGUGAGGCGGGACAGCUCCUACGCCUUCACCUUGGACGAGCUGCGUGGCAAGCGCUCCUGCCACUCAGGCUUCGGCAGCCCAGCAGGCUGGGACGUGCCAGUGGGCGCCCUCAUCCAGAGAGGCUUCAUCAGGCCCCAGCACUGUGACAUCCUUACAGCGGUGAGUGAGUUCUUCAAUGCCAGCUGCGUGCCUGUGAACAACCCCAAGAACUAUCCUUCCUCUCUGUGUGCCCUCUGUGUGGGGGACGAGCAGGGCCGCAACAAGUGUGUGGGCAACAGCCAGGAGCGGUACUACGGCGACAGUGGCGCCUUCAGAUGCCUGGUGGAGAAUGCAGGGGACGUUGCCUUCGUUAAGCACACGACUGUCUUUGACAACACAAACGGCCAUAAUUCCGAGCCCUGGGCCGCUGCACUGAAGUGGCAGGAGUAUGAGCUGCUGUGCCCCAACGGGGCCCGGGCUGAGGCCAACCAGUAUGAAGCCUGCAACUUGGCGCAGAUACCAUCCCAUGCUGUCAUGGUGCGGCCAGACACCAACAUCUUCACUGUGUACGGACUGCUGGACAAGGCCCAGGACCUAUUUGGAGACGACCACAACACAAACGGGUUCAAAAUGUUUGACUCCUCCAAAUACCAUGGCCAAGACCUGCUUUUCAAGGAUGCUACAAUCCGGGCAGUGCCUGUAGGGGAAAAAACCUCAUACCUUGACUGGCUGGGGGCUGACUACGUGGCAGCUCUGGAAGGGAUGCUGUCUCAGCAGUGCUCUGGCACAGCGGCUGCCCAGCCCCCAGGUCCCCAGCUGCCACUGCUGCUGCCGCUCUUUACUGGCCUCCUCCUGCACGCCCUCUGAGCGCCACUCCGGCCAGCUGGCCUCGCGACUUGCUAGGAACCGCAGCCGAGGCCAGUCUGUGCAGGGCCUUGGCUGACACUGUCCUGAGAAGCGUCGCGUGCUGGAGAGGAACGGGAGGAACCACGCACAGAGCUCCCCAGAACUCCUGCUCUGACCCAACGAGAAGUUUCUGGAAUGGAGAUGAAGGCUAAGGCAAAGCCCCCUCCCUCCCGCGGAGCCACCCGCCCCCAGCCGCCUGGCCCUGGCCACCUGAGGCGGCUGGCCCGAUGCCCAGUCACGCCGCCCAAGCUGGCAGCGCCUCCCUGCCAACCUGCAGCCUCCCACCUGGAGCCGGUGGCUGGCUGCGGGAGAAGGCCGGUCGCCAAGGAAACCGCUGAGCCCGGCUUCCCACGCGGCCCUCUGCUAUGCGGCGGCCUGGGGACCUGAGAGCGCCUGCUGGGCCAGCUGCCCAGAGGACGCUGCGCCUCCGCCCCUGCUCCCGCGGGCACCACCUCCUUCCCACACUUCUGAACGAGCCGCUGGUCGCCUCAGCCUUUUGCCCUUGUCUUCUGAGGCUCCAGUGGGCGUGUGGGCAGCUGAUUCUGCACGGCCCUGGAGGGAGAGCAGAGCUGGACUGUAGGGGUGACACCCUCAAGGGACCCUCAGAAGAAGGAAAUGCUUCUCAGUAAGGGAUUAGUUGGUGGGGGGGCUUGAUGCAGGUUUGGGGGCUGUAAUCCUGCCUAAAAACACAUCUGUUGGUGAAUCCAGUUCCAUCCCAGGGCAAAGCCCAUCAGAGGGAAUCCACUCCUGAGUUUCCUCUUCUGGGCUCAGUCUCAGAUUAUCUUCUCUCCCUGCCCCACUGUGGUUCCCCUAACCCCUCAGCCUAUUUCUGGACACCUGCCACUGCUGUUUACUACAAAAUGAAGGAGCAGGAUGUGGUCCAGGUAGCCCACAGGGGGAGAGCCUCUGAAGAACAGGAUGAGGACCUGCCAUUCUCUCACCCUAGUAAGCUCCAUCUUCUCCCUUAACUUUGUACCUAUGGGGUCCAGGGCCCAUCCGCUCCAAAGAAAGGGUUCUCAAUUUCUGACCCCUGUGAGAGUAAGCAGAAAGAGUGUGGAGAGAGUCCUGUCUCCACUCCACUUUGCCAUGGUUCUCUGAGGAGCCAGAAAAAGUUUUCCAGAACUCCAAGCUUACUCUGAAUUUUGCUCCCUGAAAAAAAGAAAAAAAAAAAAAAAAAGAAGAAGAAGAAGAAGAAAGGAAGAAGAAACUAGAGCAAACAGCUCUCGUCAGCAGACUGAGAGCCGCGUGGGCCUGGAGCUAUUUGUAUCCUGGUCUGCGGGGGCCUUGGGGAUGCUGAUGACAGGCCAGGUUCCUGGUGGUUCGCCCCCACCUGUGGGCACUGGGCUUAUCCCUUACAUGUCUCAGCAGUGAAGAAGGCUCUGGCAGCAUCCUGGUUAUAGCCACACCAUCCUGAGGAGUCCUGGCCACCAUGCUAGUCCAGCCCUUGUCCGCUGCAAGAGGCCAGAAGGAGCUAGGCCUCCUACCUUGGUAACCCUUCACUGGAGAGAGAGUGUGAUUCUUCUUAGACCCCAUGAUUGUUUGAUUUUUUUUUUUUUUAAGGGAACUUUGUGCAGUGAGAAGUCUAUGUCUCUGUGGCUACUCUGGACUAGCGUGCCACCCAAUGUGGUGCCAUAUACUGUGUGCUAUGGAAGGUGUGAUUUGCAUGAGUGCUGUGUAAGUGACGAUCUGAUUGCCAGGUGAUAGUAAGGGCUGUGUUACUGCUCAUGAAAGAUGUUGGUUUGUUUUUUAAAUAAAAUCAAACAACCCUGCACACGCAGAGGCUUGGAUUCUGAUAGAAA